UGAAGUGGAUUAUAAUGUUAUUGGUCAUGCUGGUUAUUAGGCCACGCUUGCUGGUAUCAAAGACCAUUGGUGUAGAGUAUUCGUUACUGCUAACAUGGAAGAGGGACGAAAACUUACGGAGGAACAAUAUGAAAUUUAUGAAACCACCUGUCGCAGGAUCGAUAAAUUUCUCCAGAAAUUCACAGAGAAUCGAAGCCUGAAGGAUAUUGAUUUCAACGAAGGCGAUAGCGUUUUAGAAUUUAUCGAUCAACUGGACCAAAAGGACGUAAAAUCGGCAAUUAUCAAGUACUUCGCAUCUUGUAAUGAAGUCUUUGGAAUAUUUACAUUGGUUUGGGAGAGUCUCGUAAGUUCGAAAAUCUCUAAUCUUUUCAACUCCAGUAAGUUGGCAAACUUACUGCUUGGUAUUGGGAAUUUAACGGAUUUUUCGUAUGACUUUGGCUAUGCUUUUGGGGAGAAGGGCCUCCUAACCUUGCUCCUUCGAGAUAUCAAGACAAAAAAUCUUGGGGAUAGGCAAACAAGCUUUGCGCUUACGUUUAUUUAUAACUGCUGUUGGAGGGUUCCAGAGAAUAGGAUCAUCUGUCGAGAGUACGUCGACACCCUCCAGGUUUGUGCGCAAUCUAAGGACCCUGAGAUUCAGGCCGAUGCUUUCCUGACACUUUCCUACAUCGUUGACAAAUCGGAGGUCCACAAGAUAUCCUUAAAUGAGCCAUGUCUGAAGUUCCUCCUUUUGGCUCUCAAGUCGGCCUUGGGAUCGCCGGACGGUCGGUCUCCUGUCGGCUACUCGACAUUCGAGCUGCUCCAGGGACUCAACCAGCUCACCAUCAACGAUUCUAACAAGCUACUUGUCGUAAAACUUGGAGGGAUUGAGGUCCUGGAGAGAAUCUUGGCGAGAGAUGGAUCGAGCAACGAAGAAAAGCAUUGGGCUGCCCGAGGAGUAUGGCAAUUGGCUUUCAAAGAAUCAAACAAAGUAAAAAUACGGCACAGCAAAGCAAUCAUCAGUGCACUGAAUAAGAUUCGGGAAACAACUGAUCAUUUCCGCCUCAAGGAGGCGUGCGCAAGUGCACUCUUCGUCAUCAAUGACGUACUGGACAUCGAUGACGAAUCCGAAGGUCACGCCUCUACUCGUGGAGAACACAGCCAAAGGUCGGUGAGGAGUGAGGAAUCGGCGGGUCAUGGCGAGGAAGGUCAUGUUAUGAUCAGCUAUCAGCAUGCCAGUCAGGAUCGUAUGCUGCUGGUCAAGAGCUACCUUGAGGAACAUGGGUAUCACGUCUGGAUGGAUGUGGACAAAAUGAAAGGUGAUAUACUGGAUUCCAUGGCCAAGGCGGUUCAGAGAGCUGAGGUCGUCCUUGUUUGCAUGAGUCAUAGAUUUAAAGAGAGUCAGCACUGCCGCACAGAAGCAACAUAUGCCUACACCCUAAAUAAAGCCAUCGUACCUCUGAUGCUUCAAGACGGGUUCUCCCCAGAGGACUGGUUGGGAGCCCUGAUGGGGAUGAAGAGGUACUACCCGGUAUUUUCAGACGAUCUUAUGAGGCAGUCACUUCCAGACUUGAUCAAGGAACUAGGCGACAGAGGCAAACGAGAGAAAACAAAUAUUAUGAUCAUGCCAUCUCUGGUUGAAGUCACAGGUUCGAGCCCUGUCAUAGCCCAUGGUCAACGGUCACAGGAAAAAAGAGCGGGAGACGACACAGACGGCAAUGGAGGAAUCAAAGACAACCCAUUAGGCAACCAAGAACUGUUGCAUUCAAGCUCAUAUGCCGAGUCUGAUAAUACAUGUAUAGCCACAUGGAACGUAGAAGAAACCAUGGAGUGGCUAAGAUCACAAGGUGUCGAUACGAAUAAUGACAGUUUCAAGAAGGUGGAUGGCAUUCGCCUGAGGCAGAUCAAGAACCUGCUAAACCUGGCGCCAGAAUUUUGCCUUAAAUCCCUGAAGGAGGAAAUGGGUCUUAGCUUUUGGGACGCCCUUUCGUUGGUAGAUGCGUUGGAGAAACUCGGGGGGUAGGGGGAAGAAGGUAAAAACAGCCCCCCUUGACAUUUUUUGACAAUAAAUCUGUAACGCGAAAAGAUCGCGCUGCAAUAUUUAAUGACAUUUUCAGGUCUCGCGCAGCUUUCGAGACCAAAUUUGCGACGCGAGUUUACGCGGUUGUGAAGUUACCUAACAAUUUGUAAAUACAUAUAUUAAAAAAAAUGCUCAAUAUUGUGAUUUCAUGUACAAAUUCACAAAUUCUAUAUGUAGAAAAAAAAUUAAUAGAUCAUUUUUAUUCUACUGAUUAAAACAAUAGAUUCAUCUUAUUUGACUGAAUAGUGUUGCCCACGAUUUCUAUCGAAAAACCAAUGAAAAACAUAAAGAAAAAAAAUUCAUAAAAGAUAAAAAAACGAAUAAAAUCACAAGAAAAACAUUUGAUAUUGUCAGUUUACAAUAUACAAUUGAUGAUAAUCCGUAAAAGAGUGCAUAUAACAAAAUCCAGCAGUUUGGGGGCUAUGAAAGAUUGAUUUUAUGCGUAAAUUACCACAAUUAAUUCGUAAGACUAAUAAUUUUGGAACAAUUGACAAUUGAAGUGCGGUGAUAACGUCAUGAGUGACGUGCGUGACAAUAUUCGUCGCGAUCUCUUCAAACAGUUAAUCGGUUUAUUUUCACUUGGUCCAAUGCCAAGUCGUCCAAUCGCCACCUCGUCUACUAUCAUUUGGUCUACCAUUAAUUCGUCCAAUAUCCUCAUGGUCUAAUUGCCAUUUC
Lytechinus variegatus (green sea urchin) is the source of this 2731-nucleotide messenger RNA. RefSeq lists its product as uncharacterized. The transcript has 5 exons. Bases 95 to 1999 code for a protein of 634 amino acids. The record is from RefSeq and is a predicted model, not a curated record. Gene Ontology annotation, biological process: signal transduction. NCBI's taxonomy places the organism in Eukaryota, Metazoa, Echinodermata, Echinoidea, Temnopleuroida, Toxopneustidae.